This is a messenger RNA of Arabis nemorensis, 237 nucleotides long. The record is from the annotation of a GenBank genome assembly. NCBI's taxonomy places the organism in Eukaryota, Viridiplantae, Streptophyta, Magnoliopsida, Brassicales, Brassicaceae.
AUGGGUGCAAAAUGGAAUUCAAUGGUUAUGAUAGUCUUUGUGGUGGCAUUGGUAAUGGCAAUCGAUGAAACCAACGGUGGUGGUUAUAUAGGUAUCCCUGAAUGUUUUGAAGAUUGCAUUCGCAAACAAUGUGGUUACGACCGCACUGGGGCGUGCGCCGAGCGUUGUGAGCGCCUAUGUCAUCAUCUGAAAACCACCAAUAGUGGAAGCGCAACCAUAGAAGAGAUGAAGUCAUGA